GACGACCCCGAUCGUGAGAAAACGUACAAUCCUUACUAUCUAACUUGGAACAAGCAACGAGGUCUCACAAUUAUUCGAAUCAUUCUAAUCUAUCCAUCCCUUACCAUCGUCCCCAGAAGCAACCGGAACCCUAACCAGCCCGCCAACUCUCCUUCCCUUCCCGAUUCCAUCUCCCCACGAUGCCGUACCAAUAUUUCCUUGUCGAUAGACCGCUACCUUACGUCGCCCACGUACAGAUCAACCGCCCUUCAAAACUCAAUUCAUUCUUUGAAGCAAUGUGGUUAGAAUUUAAGACCGUCUUUGACACCCUAUCACACGAUCCCGAAAUUCGAGCUAUAAUUUUAUCCGGGGCAGGGGAUAGAGCUUUCACAGCAGGUCUAGACGUGCAAGCUGCAAGUCAAGCAGGGAUAUUACAACAGCAGGAAGGCAAAACAGAGGAUGUGGCCAGAAAAGCGGUGGGGAUCAAGAGGCAUGUGGAGGAGUUUCAAAAUUGUAUAAGUAGCGUGGAGAAGUGCGAGAAACCUGUGAUAUGCGUAAUGCAUGGCUUUACCCUUGGUCUGGGUAUGGAUAUAUCAACCUGCGCCGAUAUUCGUAUCUGCAGUGCAGACACCAAAUUUGCUGUCAAAGAAGUCGACAUUGGGCUAGCUGCAGAUAUUGGAACACUUACCCGCCUGCCCAAGGCCGUGGGAAAUUUCUCCUGGGUCAAGGAGGUCUCUCUCUCAGCUCGAGUCUUCGGAGCACAAGAAGCAUAUCAAGUAGGAUAUGUCAGUCGGGUGUUAGAGACAAAAGAGAAGGCAUUACAGGCAGCGCUGGAGAUGGCAGAGUUGCUGGCGACCAAGAGUCCGAUUGCAGUGCAAGGGACGAAAGAGUUGUUGAACCACGCAAGGGAUCACACCGUUGCGGACAGUUUGAGAUACACUGGUGUCUGGAACUCGGCGGCAAUACAGACCAGCGACGUUGAGAGAGCUAUGCUGUCUGGGCUAAGGAAGACGAAACCUAGAUUUGAGAAGCUCUAAUGAAGAUACCCGUUUCCACCAACUCGGCUGGCGUGCAGCCCUGCAGUCCAUACGUCGAGCUAACGCCGGUUCCUCUGAGACAAUGUUAUCCACAUCAUGACAUGGUGGGUAAGAAAAUGUACUCUUGAGGCUUGUCGAAGUCAAUAGCCAUACCUCUGAGUAAUUUGAUAUAUCCUCUAAUUUGGCCCGAAGCCCACGCGACAGUGAGACUUUCGGUGACCGUUAAUUCAGGGGGGGAUCUGAGGGCCUCACUCAUGUGAUUUCAACUUCACGACAUUCGGGUUACUUCUUUGGGUAACCCAGAGGGUCCACCAAAAGGUAUUUCAUUGUCUGGCGGCUUC
Molecule: messenger RNA, 1357 nt
Organism: Hyaloscypha bicolor E
Lineage: Eukaryota; Fungi; Ascomycota; Leotiomycetes; Helotiales; Hyaloscyphaceae
Product: ClpP/crotonase
Exons: 2
Coding region: 180-1016 (278 amino acids)
Cellular component (GO): mitochondrion
Molecular function (GO): delta(3,5)-delta(2,4)-dienoyl-CoA isomerase activity
Source: RefSeq, a predicted model, not a curated record